This is a messenger RNA of Prorocentrum cordatum, 846 nucleotides long. NCBI's taxonomy places the organism in Eukaryota, Dinophyceae, Prorocentrales, Prorocentraceae. The record is from the annotation of a GenBank genome assembly.
AUGGCGGAGCAGUUGGCCCGCAUCUUCGGGACAGAGGAGGACCGCGUGAACUGCCCGUUCUACUUCAAGAUUGGCGCCUGCCGAAAUGGAGACCAGUGCAAUCGCCUUCACAACAGGCCAACCAUGAGCCAGACGCUCCUGCUGUCCCACAUGUACCCCAACACGCCAGAGUCGCUCGCCCUCGCUAACGACGAGCCCUGGGACGACGACAUGUACGACCGCGCUCAGCAGCACCUGGAGGCGUUUUACAUCGAGGUGUUCCUGGAGCUUGCCAACUACGGUGAAAUCGAAGAUCUGGUCGUGGUCGAUAACCUCUGCGAUCACAUGAUCGGAAACGUGUACGUGAAGUACUACCACGAGGAGGACGCCGAGCGAGCUCUCAUGAAGUUGACUGGGCGCUUUUACAGCGGAAAGCUCAUGCAGGCCGAGUACACCACAGUGUCAGACUUCCGCGAAGCGCGCUGUCGCGCGUUCCACGAGACCCGCUGCAACCGAGGGGCCUACUGCAAUUUCAUGCACAUCAAGCACAUCCCUCGUGCCAUCAAGCGCCGCGUCGUGCGCGAGAUGUACGACGACCACCCAGAGUACUUGGGGCAGACCCGGGGAAGCAAGAAGGACAAGGACAAGGACAAGGACAGGGACCGGGACCGCAAGAAGGACAAGGACAAGGACCGCGAGCGCAGCCGCAGCCGGCGUCGCGACAAGGAGAAGAAGGAUCGCGGCGACGGCGGUGGUGACAAGGACGGAGCUCCUCCUGCUCGCCAGACGUCCGAGGAGCGCCGCGCCAUGAUCGCGCAGUGGAACCAGGACCGUGAAGGGGGCGGCGGCGGAGGCGUGAUUGGUUGA